GCAGCAGCCGUGACUCGGGGGAGGGGGAGCUGGCGGAACAGCGGCGGGGGUCGGGGCGCCCUGCGGAAUCGUGGGCAGCGGGACCCGGUCACCUCGGGAACAUGGCGCCCUGGACACUCUGGCGCUGCUGCCAGCGCGUGGUGGGCUGGGUUCCGGUGCUCUUCAUCACCUUUGUGGUCGUCUGGUCCUACUACGCGUACGUGGUGGAGCUGUGCGUGUUUACUAUUUCUGGAAAAGGAGAAAACGUUACUAUUUCUGGAAAAGGAGAAACAGGAAAGACCGUUGUUUACCUUGUGGCUUUCCAUCUGUUCUUUGUUAUGUUUGUAUGGUCCUAUUGGAUGACAAUAUUCACAUCUCCCGCUAGCCCCUCCAAAGAGUUCUACUUGUCAAACUCUGAAAAGGAACGUUAUGAGAAGGAGUUCAGCCAGGAAAGACAGCAAGACAUUUUGAGAAGAGCCGCAAGAGACUUGCCUAUCUACACCACAUCAGCUUCAAAAGCUAUCCGAUAUUGUGAAAAAUGUCAGUUAAUUAAACCUGAUCGGGCUCACCACUGCUCUGCGUGUGACAGAUGUGUUCUUAAGAUGGAUCAUCACUGUCCAUGGGUGAAUAACUGUGUGGGAUUCACUAAUUACAAAUUCUUCAUGCUGUUCUUGUUGUAUUCCCUACUAUAUUGCCUUUUUGUGGCUGCAACGGUUUUAGAGUAUUUUAUAAAAUUUUGGACGCUUUGCCGCAGGAAAUCUACAGAGAAUUGCCCGAAGAAUGAGCUGAGAGAGUCACGUGCAAAAUUCCACGUACUUUUCCUUUUCUUUGUGUCUGCCAUGUUCUUCGUGAGUGUGCUCUCACUGUUUAGCUACCAUUGCUGGCUGGUUGGGAAAAACAGAACAACAAUAGAGUCUUUCCGUGCACCUAUGUUUUCUUAUGGAAUAGAUGGAAAUGGUUUUUCUCUUGGGUGUAGUAAAAAUUGGAGACAAGUCUUUGGUGAUGAAAAGAAAUACUGGCUAGUUCCAGUAUUUUCAAGCUUGGGUGAUGGCUGCAGUUUUCCAACUCGCCUUGUGGGGAUGGAUCCCGAACAAGCUUCCGUGACUCACCAGAGUGACUAUGCCAGAAGUAUUAGCUCAAACCAACCUUUUCCUAUCAAACCACUUAGUGAAUCAAAAAACCGUUUGUUGGACAGUGAGUCUCAGUGGCUAGAGAAUGGAGCUGAAGAAGGAGUCACCAGACCAGGGACAAAUAACCAUGUUACAGUGGCAAUAGAAAGUAAUUGAGUGCUGCUUGUUCCUAACUAACCAUUGAUGAGUGCAAGGUAUAUAAAAACACAUUUUGGACUAUUUUCAGUUUUAUUUGCAAGAAAAUGAUGGCUGGAAUGAAGUAAUUGAAGUAUAACAGAAGAUAUAUUUUUAAAAGGAAGCAUUUGUACAGUUUGCUGGAUCCACAGAAGCACUACAGAGUAGAAAGAUGCCUUAAUUUCUAGUGUCCAUGUGUGCAGCAUUGCCUCAGCUCAAAAGUGACUUAAUUUUCCUUUGGAAAUAACACCUGUCUUGAGAUGCUAUCCUCACAUGUUAACAUGGCAUUUGUAUUUCUCAAUACCUGAGUUAAAAUAGUAGAGUUAUUUCUUAAUAUCCACUAGAUUUUCACUCCAAAAACAAACUAAAAAGUUGUCUUCGGUGAAGUCAGUCUGGGACAAAUGGUGGCUAAAAAUGAUAUCCAAAUCAUUGAUUCUUGUGCUGUAUAAGGGAAAGGAAAUACUGCUUUUUUAAUUAGAUGUUUACUAAUUUAUAAUUACUGUUUUAUACUUUUCAACAUUUUAAUAAAGAUUUUUUUAUUAUUGGCUAUGAAAUAGCACAGAAGGAUUCAGAUACCUAAAUAUAAUCAUUUAGAACAUUGAAGAUGUUGAUAUACUUCAAAGGUUUAGUUAGAAGCAUUAUAAUACAAGCCUAGUGGCACAGGCCUGUAAUCCCAGCCCUCGGGAGGCUGAGGCAGGUUUGCUGUGAGUUUGAGUCUUGCAGGUUUCAUAGGGACCGGAUCCAAAGAGCAGAGUAAAAGGAGCAUUAACACAGCCAUGUGGUAUAGCAUGUGCCCAAGGCUCAUACAUGGUAGAAAAAGGAAUGUUUUGUACUCCCUGCUUUUUAAUUACUAUCUGUUGAAUUUUCAGGGGAAUUUAUAUGGCCUGGAAGCACAGCGGAUCAUGUGCUAUGCAAAGCUCCAUAUGAAUAGGUGGGGGUGGCUAAAGAAAAGAGAGAAUGGUAGAAGAAGUAUUUUACACAGUGAAGCAGAUUCUUAGCCCUAAAAGCAUGUGUGCUACAGAAUGCUAUGAAUAGACUUUCAGUUUAGAUGAUGUCUAAAAAUCACUGUGGUACCUUCCAGGAACCUUUUAACAGCUUAAACAGUGACUGAAAAUGCACUCAGAUGAAGCGAAAUAAAUAAAACAAAUUCCAGUGUUGGGCUGGAGAAAUGUUUCAGUAGAUAAAGGCAAUUGCUCCUAAACCUACAACCUGAGAUCAGCCACAUGCUGGGAGGAGAGAGCCAACUCCCACAUGUCUUCUGACAUUCACAUGUGCACUGUGGUGCACACAGACACUAUGUUUUAAAUUCUCAGUCUCUGAUUCAUAUGUGAACUCUUAAGCCUGACUCCCUCGCAGCCACCUGAUGGCUUUAACAGGAAUGGUUGUACCUAGAAGACUAGUCCAGUGUUCUAUAGAAAGACAGUGUAGAAAUGCUGCUCUCGGUUUAGACUGUUUAUCAGAGAAAUACACCUAACAUGAUAGCUUGCAGUAGACAGCAGAGAAGCCUCACUCAGAUGUGCAGGUCUGGGGCUAUACAGUGUCUGUACACACAGUGGGAUUGCGGAGGAAAGGGCAUCUGAGGGAACUGAGCUACAGGACUCUCAGGAUUCCCCAGUGUUGAAGUUUGCAAAUGACCUUGCUUUUCCUUUUCCCACCAAGUAUCUCUGGACCCCUCUGUCUAUCAAACAUUAUUCUAAAGAUAGUGCUGUGAUUCCCUAAUCCUGCGAAAAUCAAGACACCUGCUGUUGCAACUUUGCAUUUUGGGGAUAUUGAUUGAGUUGUCAUUGACUGCACUAAUUCUGAAUCUCAACUUCCUUUGGACCAGAGGAGUAAGUUAGCUUUGGAACCGUGGUUUAAAGUGAUAUGUAGUAUGAAUUCCUCUUUCUUUCAACUCUUUAUUGAUAAUAUUUUUGAUUCUCAAACAACAGUGAAUUGAGAGAUACAAAUUACUGCUAGGCAUGCUGAUCUACGAUACCAGUCUCAACACUUGGGAGCCUGAGGCAAAAAGGUCAAGUUCAUUCUCAGCUUUGUAGUGAGUUCAGAAGUAGCCUGUGCUACAUGAGAUCCUGUGUCAAAAAAGUCAGGAGAGAAAAGACCAAUUCUUAACCAAAACUACAACCUCAGUCCAGUAGUUUGCAUGUGCUUUCAGCAGAACCCUGGUCCUUCUGUUUCUGAGUUUAGAUAGGAGGAUUUGCAUGCACCUGGCACAGUUUGCCCCUUUAACAUACUAUUAUGUAGAUGUAUCGUCUUUCUGAGUUCUGAUCACUUGAUUAUUAGCAUAGUAAACUAUUUUUAGUUUUUGGUUUUGUAGCCUUUAUAGCCAACAUUUUGCCACAGUCUAAAAUAUUUACCUGGAUUUUGUUGGUUUUUUGUUUUGUUUUGUUUUAAUGCUGGGGAAUCAAACCCAGGGCCUUUUGCAUACUAGGAAAGUCCUCUACCACUGGUCCAGGCUGAACCUGUUCAUACAUAACAGUGGCUGUUUAUUAGUGGGUAGCAAGUGGUAUGGGAAUCGGGGAAGGCUGGCUCUUCAGUAUUUCAACUGGCAUUGAGCCUGCUGUCAGCUGGGAGACCAGGUCAAAAUUAAGCUUUGCCAAAAUUUCAAACACUUGAACAUUCAUGAAGAAAAUGAAGUUGAAUUUCAGGUCUUGCCCUUGCCAUUAAAAACAUUAGCCAGGAGACUUGGUUUAUCUGGGUAAAGAGGUACUGGACUGGACUGUUCAGUCCCUGCGGCACCUGACCAUUGUCACUGUGCCAACCAAAGCAGCUGCAGUAUACCAGCCAUUGAAAUGAACAUGUUUACAAAGUUGAGUUUUCUCUUCACAUAAGAAUGAUUUUUUAAAAACUUUUUACAUAGUGGUUAUGAUUCAAUGUGUUAUGAGCAUAACAGGUUAGAUUAAACAUAUGGUGUUUACUUGAAUUUUAAUUCUUAACAGAAAGCAAAUUUUGACGUUUACAGUAAUGCUUGAGAUGAGUCAUGAGAUCUCCCGUUCUCUCUGAAUCAAAUUUAUAUUAACGGGUUAGUGUUAGAGCCUGUGUAUUUGGGGCAUUGAGUAGGCAGUAACUCAGAAAUAUGCUUAGCUUACAUCUUGUUCUACAAACUAGUACUUCUAGCUGUGGAUAAGUAUUUUUAACUAAUCUGAUAUUAAAUCAUAUUUUUGCAUUGCAGUCAAACUAAUAAGAACAUAUGUAAAAGUACAGAUAAGAUAUAAAUCUGAAAUUCAUAUUUCAUAUGAUCUAAGCUGUAUUUUUAAAUUUAAAGUUCAAUAGAGAUUCAGAAAGGUCCAUAUUUUUCUAAUGACUUCACUCUGUUAUUUUCUUGGGUUAUGUAAAGCAAGGAAUCGUAUUUGUAUUAAGGGGCUAAGAAAGCUGUUAGUUUAUUAUAUUUGUACAUGAUUAUAGACAAGCCUAUGCCCAUUUAAAAGAAAAGAUGGAUACUAUUUAAGGUGAUAUUUAAUAUGCUUUUCUAUAAACAAGUUUGAAAUAUAGUUUACCUUAGUUGUCUUUACCUAUCAAGUAGCUUAGCCUUGUAUUUAUUUCUCAUUUGUGUGAACCUGGACCAUGACUCUGCUCUGUAUUUUGAAUGGCCUAACCUACAUUAAUAUGUGCACAUUUUACAACUUUUUUCAGAAAUCAUAAUUACUUUAUUAAUAAACAGAUAAAGAUAU
This is a messenger RNA of Onychomys torridus (southern grasshopper mouse), 4948 nucleotides long. It is a transcript of the gene Zdhhc20, whose product is annotated as zinc finger DHHC-type palmitoyltransferase 20. The record is from RefSeq and is a predicted model, not a curated record. Gene Ontology annotation, molecular function: protein-cysteine S-palmitoyltransferase activity. Gene Ontology annotation, cellular component: endoplasmic reticulum; Golgi apparatus. NCBI's taxonomy places the organism in Eukaryota, Metazoa, Chordata, Mammalia, Rodentia, Cricetidae. Gene Ontology annotation, biological process: synaptic vesicle maturation; peptidyl-L-cysteine S-palmitoylation; protein targeting to membrane. The coding region runs from base 102 to 1265 and encodes 387 amino acids. The transcript is spliced from 15 exons.